Molecule: messenger RNA, 2756 nt
Organism: Temnothorax curvispinosus
Lineage: Eukaryota; Metazoa; Arthropoda; Insecta; Hymenoptera; Formicidae
Gene: fat-spondin
Product: spondin-1
Exons: 12
Coding region: 169-2466 (765 amino acids)
Biological process (GO): cell adhesion
Cellular component (GO): extracellular matrix
Molecular function (GO): serine-type endopeptidase inhibitor activity
Source: RefSeq, a predicted model, not a curated record
CACAUGGAGCAGCGAUCGUCGCCGUCGUCGGCGAGCUCCACGAUAAUUUCGACGCGAGAUUCACGAAUAAUGAAUAUACGAGCGUUCGCGAGAUGAAACCGUGAGAGUGAAUGUCGAUCGCGGGAUAGAUUACGAGCGCUGCUAAAAAAAAGCAACAAAGGUGGGAUCAUGAGACAUUCCAAAAUGUUACUUUUAAUACUGACGGCGAGUCUCCUCGCCGUGACUCACGCCGGAUGUCCCAUGAGGCCAACGGUGGAGCAAGCUUCCGCGAGCAGGACGGUGGGUGACGGUGGUUAUAGAAUUCUCAUCAGCGGACAAACAAACGGAUACAUCCCGAAUGCAGUUCACACGAUUAGCCUGCAAGGAUCGCAAACGCAUGAGAGACUGCAACAAUUUACGCGUUUCACGCUCACGGUGCAUUCGCAGCACGCGCCAAGUAAUCCUGCGGCUCGUGUCGGUUACUUCCAGCUGUUUCCGGAUUCCUUGACUACCUUCAACGAGGACUGCAUUAACACGAUUUCCGAAGCGACCGAUUACCCGAAAUCUGAGAUCCAGGUGAUGUGGCGGGCGCCACAGGCCGGCUCCGGGUGCGUCAUUUUCACCGCGAUGAUUUUGGAGAACAAUGUACGAUGGUAUGCGGAAGAUGGUGCCCUUACCAAGACCGUUUGCGAAACGGUAAACACGGAAAUUGAGAGUGCUAACGAGACUAGAUGUUGCGCUUGCGACGAAGCGAAGUACUCGUUAACCAUGGAGGGUAUCUGGUCGAAUAGAACUCACCCGAAGGACUUUCCGUUUUCUGCCUGGUUGACCCAUUUCAGCGACGUCAUCGGUGCAUCGCACGAGCCGAAUUUUUCCUUCUGGGGUAGAGAUCAUAUCGCGACGGACGGUUUUCGACAACUGGCCGAGUGGGGUUCCGCGACGGGCGUGGAGGCGGAAUUAAGAGAGAAAUCCAGACAACUUAGAACGCUUAUUAAAGCCGCCGGUCUUUGGUAUCCUAAUGUUAAUACAAAUACGACGACGAGCUUCAGGGUAGAUCGAAAGCACCCUCUUCUCUCGGUGGCUUCAAUGCUGGGUCCGUCUCCCGACUGGGUGGUAGGUGUGAGCAAAUUGAAUCUUUGUCAGAAGGACUGCACGUGGACGAGGAGUAUGAUAAUCGAUCUUUAUCCCUGGGACGCCGGAACCGAUAACGGCAUCAGUUACAUGUCGCCGAAUUCCGAGACGAAACCGCGCGAGAAGAUGAAGCCGAUAACGACCCUCUAUCCAGAGGAUCCGCGGUCACCGUUCUACGAUCCGUCCGGUAGGCCCAUGCACCCACUGGCCAGACUGUAUUUAAACCGGGAGAAAAUUAUUCCACGCGGAUGCAGCGAGGAACUUCUGCAGCAGCAAGUAACCGAAUUGGAAGUGGCCGAGAACACCGAGGACACGUCGAGACCGGAGUGCCACACAACGGAUUAUUCGCCGUGGUCGUCGUGUUCAGUGACCUGCGGUAAAGGCUUAAGGAUGCGCACGAGGUCUUACAGAAUGCCGGAGAAAGCCGCUAUGUUCAACUGUAACAGACAGCUGGUUUCGAAGGAGAUGUGUGUCGCGUCCAUUCCCGAAUGCUCGGGCGAGGAGGAGAGCGACGACGACGUGAUUUUGCGGGUCGACCCGCUUUGCGAGACCACCGAAUGGAGCGAGUGGUCCGAGUGUUCGAGCACGUGCGGGAUCGGCCUGAAAAUGCGAACGAGGAGAUUCCGCGACCGUCGCGGCCGCAAACGGUGCACGCACGUGUCGCUCGUCGAGAAGGAGAAGUGCAUGGAGCCACCGUGUCAGGCGGGAACGGAAGAGCAGCUCGAUCCUGUGUGCAGGGUGACGGACUGGUCCGACUGGUCGCCGUGCAGUGCUUCCUGUGGCAAGGGGGUGAAACUGAGGACCAGGCUGCUGAUAGUCGACAUGUCGCUGCAGACGGAAUGCUCCUCGCGCGUGGAAUUGAUCCAGCAACGGCCGUGUCUCGUUCAGUCGGACUGUACGUUUGACAUGGCAACGGCAAAGGUUGUGUGUAUGGAGGAAGCAGAUCCCGGCCCGUGCAGAGGCUACUUCCAGAGAUGGGCUUUCAACCCGCGGAAAUUAAUGUGCGUGCCCUUCGCGUACGGUGGAUGCCGUGGCAACCGGAAUAAUUUCCUAACGGCGGACGAGUGCGGCAAUACCUGCGACAUCGUGCGAACUGCUCUUACCGGCCAGGCCUUUAACGAGACCGUAAACCAAAAUCAAACACCUAUUGACUCGCUGAGUCCACCUCCUCCUCCAUCUCCCCCUGUGGAUUGUGUGGUAACCCGCUGGUCAAAUUGGUCGCCGUGUAGUGUCACUUGUGGUAUUGGGCGCGUCACAAGUUACCGUACCGUCGAGCGAGAGGCUGCAAACGGUGGCCGUCCCUGCCCGAAGAAGCUGCAUCGUCGUUAUCGUUGCGAACUGGCGCCGUGCGAGUGACGAAUCAAGAAGAAGCUCUACAUUCGAUAGCAUUUAAAUUAGGAUAUACGUAGUAGAAUAAGGAUUACUCAGGCAAAGGAUCUGUCAAAAAAAGAUAGUUUAAUUACAUCUGCAAAGAGGUAAAUCUCUGUAAAUUUUUAAUAUUAGAACGUACGAGACCUAAGCCAUAUACACGAAUGCAUAACGUGGAUUAUUGUGUCCCGUGCGCAAUUUGAUUAUUUCUUAAUAUUUUUCCGCUCGCGAUUUCUUUUUUUCUAUGCCAAAAAGCGCUACGGUAAUGAAAAAAAUAA